Messenger RNA from Angiostrongylus costaricensis, 993 nucleotides. The record is from the annotation of a GenBank genome assembly. NCBI's taxonomy places the organism in Eukaryota, Metazoa, Nematoda, Chromadorea, Rhabditida, Metastrongylidae.
CUGUGCAUAAAUUUCGGUCUAGUUGUCAUUUAUGUUGAAAAUGUUGUUUUAUUUCAUCUGAUAGUGUGUUUAGGGCAUUUUUCUGAGGUAGAUGACUGUUGGAGGUUGUUGUUCGCUGCCGUUUCACUUGUGAAAUCGGUCCGAUUAUCUGUUGCGAGUCAACAUUUGGUUAGUUUUCUAUGCUAUGGAGAACCGUCUUUUGCUUUGUAUAUACUUUCUAAACCUUUUAAAUGUGUAUCCUUUUUGAAUAUCCUAAAUUCCUGUGUUUCUCAGCAAGCCAUUCCAUUGCAAAAUUCAACCUCCAUACCGGUGUUUAAUGAACUUAGCAAGUGGGAUUUCGUAGAUCAGUUCCUCACUCGGUCAAAACCGGCAAUUAUAAAAGGACUUAUCAGUCACUGGCCUGCUAUUGAAAAGUGGAGUUUCGGUUAUCUCCACCGUAUACUUGCUCGUCGUGUGGUUCCCGUCGAGCAAGGUUCCAAGUACACUGAUAGUAGCUGGAGUCAAACACUUAUGACAGGUUCGGAGUUCUUCAGGAAAUGCACACUUCUGGAGAGGGGGCCUUUGUAUCUUGCUCAACAUCGUCUUUUUGAUCAAAUACCUCAGUUAUGUGAUGACUUCUGUCUGCCUUUAUACUGCGAUCACUGCGAUGAAGUCGAUAGGAAUUGUUGGAUUGGGCCUGGAGGGACCAUAUCGCCGCUUCAUACUGACCCAAGGGAGAAUCUUUUUUGUCAGAUUUCGGGUCGCAAAUUUUUCCGCUUGGUGCCUUCUGUUGAUACUGAAAACGUAUACGCUUUUAAGGAUGGAAUCACUACAAACACUAGUCAGGUAGAUGCGCUGAAUCCUAACUUGGACGAAUAUCCAGAUUUUGCUAGAGCACAAUGUUGGGAUGGAGUGGUAGAAGGUGGGGAUGUACUCUUCAUACCGAAGGGCUGGUGGCAUUUUGUCUCUUCACUCAGCAAUUCAAUAUCCAUUUCAUUUUGGUUCGAUGCUUGA